UCCUUUCUCUCCUUCUUGAGUUUUCCCGAAGCUCUCCACCUUGCUCUCUUCCUCUCUCUCACUCUUCUGUGUCGUCUGCAGCUGAGCUCUAUCGGUUUGGGCGCUUUCAUGGCCUUCGCCCACAGCUUACUGGUGGUUCCGGUGGAGACAUCCCCAUCAUUCCUCCAUUCCAGAAACCCUUUCUCCUCUCAAUCUUACCCUUCUCCUUCUCCUUUCGGUUCUCCAUUUCACCUGUCUUUCCCCUGCUGUUCUUCUUCUUCUUCCUCCUCCUCCUCCUCCUUUCCCUGGGUAAAGCCGCUCUCUCCCCUCCCCAGACGAGGCUCGAGCCGAAUCGGCCCCCAAGCAAAAGCUACACCCCAGGAAUCAGAAGUUAAUUUAGCCGCAGAAGCCUUCAGCAAUUUCAAGCACCUGCUUCUGCCAAUAACUGAUCAAAAUCCUUACCUUUCUGAAGGAACAAGACAGGCUGUAGCUACCACAGCUGCUUUGGCAAAGAAGUAUGGAGCUGAUAUCACAGUAGUCGUUAUUGAUGAGAGGCAGAAAGAAUCAUUGCCUGAGCAUGAGAACCAACUUUCUAGCGUCCGAUGGCAUCUCUCAGAAGGUGGGUUCCAGGAUUACAAGCUUCUGGAACGGCUCGGAGAAGGAAAAAAACCGACGGCGAUAAUCGGGGAGGUUGCGGAUGAUCUGAACUUGGACUUGGUGGUUCUGAGCAUGGAGGCGAUCCAUUCCAAGCACGUCGAUGCGAACCUGCUAGCAGAGUUCAUUCCAUGUCCUGUCAUACUCUUACCUUUGUAAAAAAGAGAACAGAAUAUUCUGGGCAAUGGCUGCUGCGCUUUUUGAUGGGCUGUAAUCAUCAAUUUCCUCAAAUGCUCAAUCUUCCGGUUGGCUUUUGAGUGGGAGUUGGUCUCUCCACUUUGGCCCCUUCCUUGAGAAGAAUGUACGACUUUUUUUUUUUAGUCUUUUAUCUUUGUGCCUUUUUAACCCUUUUUUGGGCAUAUUCCCUUCCUUGGGCACUCUUGAUGUGGAUUGAACCCUUUUCCGAGUCUCUGUUUUUUCUUUGCGGACCAUGAGAAGACCGACUUGACAUCGCGGUAGCGCCUUGUAGAAAGGUCGGAUUGUAAUUUGGUGUUUGAUAAAACUUAAAAAUGUCAUGCUAAAUCUUAUAAAAA
Messenger RNA from Punica granatum (pomegranate), 1166 nucleotides. NCBI's taxonomy places the organism in Eukaryota, Viridiplantae, Streptophyta, Magnoliopsida, Myrtales, Lythraceae. The record is from RefSeq and is a predicted model, not a curated record.